Molecule: messenger RNA, 999 nt
Organism: Vanessa atalanta (red admiral)
Lineage: Eukaryota; Metazoa; Arthropoda; Insecta; Lepidoptera; Nymphalidae
Exons: 1
Coding region: 138-761 (207 amino acids)
Source: RefSeq, a predicted model, not a curated record
CUUCACAUUUUAUGAAAAAACAUUAACUGUUACAAAUUAAUCGUGAUUUUAUAAUCUUCAAAAUUCCUCGUUAUCACAAUAAAAACGUUACUGAAUUAUUGAGCAAUGUUCUUAACUUGCUAAAGCGUGGAAACAAAAUGUUUGGCAAAAAAGCUCCCAUUAAGUUUGCACGCGAGCCAAGCACUAGCUCUCCAAAAGGUAAAGACGUUUUCCCCGAAGUGGCCUUAGCGGCUAUCGCUUCUUACAAGAAACAAAAAGAAGUUAGUGACUUUAUGAGCUUUUUUCUUGGGGCUCUUGAUCGGAAUUCCGACUGGCUAAACGGGGUCAUUGGUAAGCAAACUAACUUUAGAUGUGCAUUGAUGGUAGGCGCCGGACCGAACAGAUUCCAUCUCCAGGAAAUAAUAUACCCGACUAGUGAAAACGAUAUCAAACUAGAAGUGGAGCACAGAGAUUCCGAAGAUUACGACAAAAUCGCGAUUGCUGCUUUAUUGAAACUGUCGAAUUCUGAAAUCGAUCUACUUUUAAAAUAUAUUAAAACUCGUCUAUAUGAUAAUCGAGUUCUAAAAGAAGAUUUGCUAAAAGGGAGAUCACUGGGAAUUAGUUUCGCAGUUUUGAGACCUUUUUCAGAAAAGCAAUAUCGUGUCGUUGAAAGGAUAGUUAUAGGAAGUUCCAUGAAGUGCGUACUGCCUUUGAAGAAAAGGAAGCUAGAUGAAAAAUCGAUACCCAGGUCUCCUCUAAAGAAGACCAAACACGUCGCGUAGUGCUGUAACUAUCGAAGAGAGUGAAAUAACUUGAAAUAAAUGAGUUCUCGUCACGGUGUACCGCAUUGUGUCAUACAGCCUGUAAUGACAGCAAUUCAGGGCGACUGUAAAAUGCGGCGAUCACGGCAAAUUAUACUCAUUCCUGCAUUGAUAGCUUCCGAUUACUCGUGAUUGAUGGCCGACGUUGGUGGCGAAAUAUAAUGUAACGAAAUAUAUUUUAAAAUCUACUUUAAUAACC